CCGACGAAGCCUCCCGCCACAAGCAGGUUCGUUCGUACAGAAACCUCAGCUCUCGCUAGCAGAAGCAGCGGCAGCAAUGGAGUCCGCCAAGCUCACCGCGCUGCUGGUCCUCGCCGUGCUCGCCCUCUCCUCCUCCCCGCUCGCCCUCGCGUGGGAGAAAGCGGAGACGAAGUGCGGCUCGUGCCAGAAAGGCUCGCCACCCGCCGGCGGCCUCCCUGUCCCCAUUCCGUCAGUUCCCAUUCCGUCAGUCCCCCUGCCGUCGGUCCCCCUGCCGCCAGUCGCCAUUCCGUCGGUCCCCCUGCCGCCAGUCGCCAUCCCGACGGUCCCCAUUCCGUCGGUCCCCCUGCCGUCAGUCCCCCUCCCGCCGUUGACGCCCGGAGGCCGGAAGGGGUGCCCGCCGCCCCCGACACCACCGACCCCGACGCCGGCGCCGUCGUCGGACAAGUGCCCCAUCGACGCGCUGAAGCUCGGCGCGUGCGUGGACAUCCUCGGGAACGAGGUGCACGUCGGCGACGCCAACGUCAAGUGCUGCCCGCUCGUGAAGGGCGUCGCCGGCCUCUCCGCGGCCGCGUGCCUGUGCACCGCCCUCAAGGCCAAGGUGCUGGACCUCUCCGUCUACGUGCCCAUCGCGCUCGAGGUGCUCCUCAACUGCGGCUGCGCCGUCCCGCCCGGCUACAAAUGCGCUUAAAUUAAACCAUCCCAUCCCAAUAUAUCCCAUGCACGCGUGCACAGCAAAAGGUCUCCAUUUUCCCCCCUCGAGCACAAAGUUUGAAAGGCUCCUCCACGGAUUUGGGUGAUGAAAGCCACUCGCUUCCGGGCUGCUCAGCAAGCGCAUUCCUUAUUUGAUUCGAUUUGCUAUUAUUGUUGCAUGUUUGUAUAUGCGUCUACUGUCACCUCACGUCAUUUGUACUUUGUGUAUCUUGUAACAAACUAUUUUUGUUCCGAAUUCAAUUCAUGUUUGCACUGCUUC
This is a messenger RNA of Setaria italica (foxtail millet), 970 nucleotides long. RefSeq names its product pEARLI1-like lipid transfer protein 3. The record is from RefSeq and is a predicted model, not a curated record. Lineage: Eukaryota; Viridiplantae; Streptophyta; Magnoliopsida; Poales; Poaceae. The transcript has a single exon. The coding region runs from base 77 to 688 and encodes 203 amino acids.